Molecule: messenger RNA, 3442 nt
Organism: Durio zibethinus
Lineage: Eukaryota; Viridiplantae; Streptophyta; Magnoliopsida; Malvales; Malvaceae
Source: RefSeq, a predicted model, not a curated record
UAAAGCAAUUCUCUCUAUAUUUUUGUUCUCCAGUGCAGUCUAUAUAAACUCAUUCAGACCAAUCAUAUCUCAUACCAUUAAUCUUCAAUUUCUCUUACUUAAAAAAGAUGUGGUGCUUACUCCGAGCCUAUCAAUUCCUCUACCUUGUCUUGUUCUUCCUGUAUUUUCAAGCUAAUCUAUCAUCCUAUUCUCUUUCUUCUCCAAAAACUCAACUUUGCUCUCACAAUGAAGCUGUUGCACUAAUCCAAUUCAAGAACUCUGUUUCAGUUAAUCAACUUUAUUCUUAUUCUUCCUAUCCUAAGACAGAUUCAUGGAAGGAAGGUACGGAUUGCUGCUCAUGGGAUGGGGUGACCUGUGAUAAUAUAAAAGGUCAAGUGAUUGGCCUUGAUUUGAGUUGCUGCGGGCUAUAUGGCACCAUCCCUUCCAAUAGUACUCUCUUCCAUCUUCCACACCUUCAGAAGCUCAACCUUGCCUUCAACGAUUUUAACUCUUCCAAGAUGUCAUCUAAGUUUGGUGGGUUUGCAAGUCUAGCGUAUCUCAACCUCUCCAGAUCAAACUUUGCAGGACAAGUCCCAUCCCAAGUCUCCUACUUGUCAAAAUUGGUUUCACUUGAUCUCUCUGGGAAUUAUCACCAAACACUUCAGCAACAUGCUUUGGAAGGACUUGUUCACAACCUAACAGAGGUGAGAGAUCUUCUUGAUGAAAUCGACAUGUCUUCUAUUAAUCCUAAUGCCUUGAGGAAUCUAUCCUCAUCUUUAAGGUCUCUUAGUCUCAAUGAUUGUGGUUUGCGAGGAAAAUUCCCAGAAAACAUUUUCCAUCCGUCAAACCCCAAGUUGCUCAAUUUAGGACGCAACAGAAACCUCAGUCUCAAUCUUCCACAAUUCAAUCGGAGCAGCCAUCUCAAACUUUUGGAUCUAUCAGAUAUGUCCUUCUCUAGAGAAUUGUUUGAAUCGAUUGGCAAUUUAGUAUCUUUGGAGCAUUUGGAUGCAUCAAACGCAUUUUUCUCAGGAGGAGAAUUGCCCAAUUCAAUCGGGAACCUUAUUUCCUUGAACUAUUUGCAUCUCUUCAAUUCCAACUUAUCAGGAUCAAUUCCAAGAUCAUUGGGGAACCUCACGCAACUCAGUUAUUUGUGCUUGUCAGAGAACUCUUUUAGUGGAUCAAUUCCAUCGUCACUCACAAACCUAAAACAACUUGAAUUUUUCUACCUUUUUGGAAAUAUGCUUGAAGGUUCCAUUCCAGAUGAGGUAACUGCUUUUCCUAAUCUAAUCUCGCUAUCCUUGAGUUCAAAUUUACUGAGUGGAACACUUCCAUCAUGGUUGUAUACCAUUUCCUCCUUAAAGUACAUAUUUCUCUCUAAUAACCGAUUCAGUGGUCAUAUCAAAGAAUUCCAAUACAACUCUCUGGAAGUGAUAAUGUUAGAUAAUAAUAAACUCCAAGGUCCUAUUCCAUCUUCAUUAUCCCAACUGGUGAACCUUACUUUUCUUUAUUUAUCAUCAAAUAAUCUAAGUGGUAUUGUAGAGUCUAGCAUGUUCUCCAAACUCCAAAAUCUUUGGCUGCUUGAUCUUUCAUCUAACAGUCUAUCCUUAAACUCUAAUGCCACUAGUGCUGUUUAUACAUUGCCUAAUCUAGAAUAUUUGUAUUUGUCUUCUUGCAAUGUUAGCGAAUUCCCCCAAUUCUUAAGAGGCUCAAGUUUUUUGCUAUUUUUAGACCUUUCCAGUAAUAGAAUUCAUGGCAAGAUUCCCAAGUGGAUGUGGGAUGUAGGGAGGGACUCUUUAAGUUACUUAAAUCUAUCUCACAACUCUUUGACAGAUAUUGAGCAAUUACCAUGGAAGGAAAUUCAAAGUAUUGACCUAAGCUCCAAUUUGAUUCACGGAGAUCUUCCUAUUCCACAUUGGAAAACACAACUAUUUUUUAUCUCAAACAAUCGUUUGAGCGGAAAGGUCUCCUCUGUAAUUUGCAAUAUGACUUCUCUUCAAUUUCUUGACUUGUCUCACAACAACUUGAGUGGAAUCAUUCCCCGAUGUUUGGGAAAUUUAAGAGAAAGCCUCCGGAUGUUGAAUCUACAGAUGAACAAAUUUCAUGGAAUCAUUCCUCCAAUUUUUACAAAGGGAUGUCAAUUGAAGAAUCUCAACUUAAAUGGCAAUCAAUUAGAAGGGCCUUUAACACAAUCCAUCCUCAAUUGUAGAGGUCUGGAAGUGCUAGAUCUUGGCAACAACAAGAUAAAUGAUACAUUUCCUCAUUGGUUGGGAAGUCUUCCAGAGCUACAAGUUCUUGUAUUGCGGUCAAAUCAACUGCAAGGUUCCGUACAAGACAAUGAGUCCAGUCAUUCUUUUUCCAAAAUCCAAAUUUUUGACGUCUCAAGUAAUUCCUUUUCUGGAGCACUACCUGUGAGAUGUAUAAAAAAUUUCAAAGCUAUGAUAGAUCUCACAAAAUAUAAAAGUGCAAUGCGAUACAUGGGGGUGAGUGUUGGGUCUAGUGAAUUCUAUAGCUAUUCCAUUAAAAUUACAAUCAAAGGAGUAGAGAUGGAAGUGGUGAAAAUUUUCACCAAGUUAACGACCAUUGACCUUUCAAAUAAUAACUUUCAAGGAGAGAUUCCAAUGGUUAUUGGAAAGCUUAACUCACUCAAAGGGCUUAACCUUUCUCAUAAUAAUCUUAGUGGAUGUAUCCCCACUUCAAUAGGGAAUUUGAUUAGUCUUGAAUGGCUGGACCUCUCUUCAAACAAGCUGGUUGGGACGAUUCCAGAGGGAUUGCUAGAUCUGACAUUUCUUUCAAUCUUUAAUGUUUCUGAAAAUCAUCUUGAAGGUCAGAUUCCUCAAGGCAAACAAUUCAACACUUUUGGAAAUGAUUCAUAUGAAGGAAACAAGGGAUUAUGUGGAUUUCCGGUCUCUAAAGGUUGCAGCAACAGUGAGCCCCCACCUUCGAACUUGCUGGAAGAAGAUGGCUCAAACUCGAACAUUGCUUCUGGUUGGAAAGUAGUGUUAAUAGGUUAUGGAUGUGGAGUUGUCUUUGGAUUGGUAAUUGGAUAUGUUGUUUUUCAAACUGAUAAGCCAAAAUGGAUUGUGGCUUUGGUUGAAGACCAACAUCAUAAGAGGCAAAAAAGGUCAAAGAUUGGCCAUCGCAAUGGUGGAGGAAGAAGAAUCUAGUCAGUGCAAAUGAUGUUCAAGCAUUUCUGUUACGUUUUUACAGUUUAUUAUAGUGCAGUCUAUCCAAUGUUUUCCCUAUGGUGAAGGUUACUCAUGUAUGUGUUUUUUCUUUCUAUUUAAUAAUGUGUGUAAGCAUCCAUUCUGAGUAUUUACAUCUUAUGUGAUUGCAGCAAUUUAUGUUUUCUUCCAUCAUUUUGGUUUCAACCUGUUUGACUUUAUAAUCUUUGCUACUACUCUCCAAGAAAAUGGAAAAUCUUAAAUUAUAAUAAAAUGUUUUACUUUGCAUGAGACUAGGGAUC